Molecule: messenger RNA, 2604 nt
Organism: Drosophila montana
Lineage: Eukaryota; Metazoa; Arthropoda; Insecta; Diptera; Drosophilidae
Gene: zyd
Product: zydeco
Exons: 8
Coding region: 856-2505 (549 amino acids)
Biological process (GO): intracellular calcium ion homeostasis; calcium ion transmembrane transport
Cellular component (GO): plasma membrane
Molecular function (GO): calcium, potassium:sodium antiporter activity; calcium channel activity
Source: RefSeq, a predicted model, not a curated record
GUUAUUGUUACUGUUGUUGUUGUUGUUGUUGCGGCUUCAGCGUAAAAGUGUGAUAAAGAUAAAAGACAAGUGAGAAGCGAUAUUCGUGACUGGCACGAGGCGCGUGCGUGUGAGCGAGAUCGCAGGCGCAGCUGUCAACUGUGUGACUGGCUGCAGAAGAGCAAGAACAAGAGCGAGAGCCGAAGACAAAUUUAAAGAAGAAGACGCUAAGUAGGAAGAAAGGCGCAACGGCGGGCUGACAGUGGCGGCGGCUAUUUUAUGAUUGCCCCUUGAUUUAUGCCUUUUGCCUUAAAACGCGGCCCGACAACGCGAAAUGCAUUAAACGAGAUACACACACACAGAGACACACGCACAUACACACAUACACACACACACACACACACACAUAUACGUAGCGAUAAUCUGUGUGUGGGUGUGUUUGAGUGUCGCGCCACGCCGCGCCUUGUGCUUUAAAUUACCACCUCCCCUCCAAAUAGCGGUCUCCCCCGCCUCCCCAGCGCUGGGUACAUUGCAAGAGAUCUUCACGACAAUUGAAAAUAACGCUCGUUUAUACAUACAGAGGCUUUAAGCCUGCUACAUAUGCUGUGUGCGUGUGUGUCUGUGUGUGUGGGUGGCUGGCUGGCUGGCUGUGUGUGUGUGAGCGUGAGCGUGAGUGUAAGUGUGUGUCUGCUACGGCUAAGCCGCAACUAAAGCGCCGGCCAGAGACGAAGGCAAAGACGGGAGACGGGGCCACCAAGCCAGGCAAAUCAACACCAUUGAAGUGGAAGCGACAGAGAUUGAGAUUGAGAUUGCGUUUCAUAUAGCGGCCGCAGCGCAGUUUACGAGUGUCCAUCACCACUACAACACCGUGCAGCAAUGGAAGACUAUUGGGGUCUUAGCAGCACUACGGAUAUAAAUUGCACUCAGCCCGCCAUUGAUGAUUUCCCCAGAGAUCUAUUCACGGAGGCGCAAAGACAGUCCGGUGCUGUUGUACUUCAUGUUAUAGCCAGUUUAUAUUUAUUUGUAGCAUUAGCAGUAGUAUGUGAUGAGUACUUUGUGCCAGCUGUUGAGAAAAUAUGUGCAGCACUCAAUAUGUCCAACGAUGUGGCGGGCGCCACGUUUAUGGCCGCGGCCACAUCCGCGCCGGAGCUCUUUGUCAAUGUGAUAGGCACAUUCAUCACGGAGGGCGACAUUGGUGUCGGCACCAUUGUGGGCUCGGCGGUGUUCAACAUACUCGCUGUGGCCGCCUGUUGCGGCAUCGGAGCUGGCAUGACUAUUCCGCUGGACUGGUGGCCACUGACGCGGGAUAGCAUCGCCUACGGCGUUACGGUCGCCAUACUCAUCUGUGUCAUGCACGACGAGCGCGUCGAAUGGUAUGAGGCACUCAUUUUGGUAUCGCUCUAUGCGGUCUAUUUGGCGGUCAUGUAUUUCGACAAGUCCUUUCAAAAGUGCGCCAAAGGUGGCGUUAAGCAGGCGCGUUCGCGCAGCCGCUCCUCCAACUGCAGCAUACACACAAAGAACAGCAAUGAGAAGGAACCAGAGCUUGUGGAGAAUCGCAUUUGCCAGAACAUGGCCAGCAUUCAGCUGAAUGGCGGCCUCAACAACGAUCAGGCCAAGGCCAGCAAUACAACAACAACAACAACAACAACAACAACAGCAGGUGUUGGCGGUGGCGGCGGCGGCGGCGGCGGCGGUGUUGGUGGAGCUGCUGCUGCGGGUGGUGCCGCUGGUGGUGCAGCUGUCGGCGCAAUCGCACCCAUCGCCAUCGUGGACAAUGCGGAUGCUGAGGCACAGCUGGCUGCAGUUGCUGCUGCUGCUGCUGCUGCAGCGGCCGCGGCGGCGGCAGCUACGGCCGUCGAGGAGCCGGAACAGGAGGGCUACUCCCUGUUGACAUACCCCAAGGGCACCAGCUGCUUUGCCCAGUUCACCUGGUUGAUUAUCUGGCCAAUUCAUUUGCUCUUCCGCAUCGCGAUACCCGAUUGCAAAAAGGCCAAAAAUAACAAAAUCUUUCCGCUGACCUUUAUCAUGUGUAUUGUCUGGAUUGGAUCGCUGUCGUAUGUUGUGGCGUGGAUGAUAACCAUAAUUGGCGAUACACUUAAGAUACCCGAUUCGGUGAUGGGCAUUACGUUUCUGGCCGCCGGCACCAGUGUGCCCGAGGCAGUCUCCAGCGUGAUUGUGGCCAAGCGCGGUCAUGGCUCGAUGGGUAUUUGCAAUUCGAUUGGCUCGAACACGUUCGAUAUAUUGCUGUGCCUGGGCGUGCCCUGGCUGAUAAAGGCUGUCUUCUUCCCGAUACAGCCGGGCCAGAAUUAUGUGGCUAUCAAUUCGGCCGGGCUGGAAUAUUCGGCCAUAACACUGCUAUCCACGCUCUUUCUGCUCUAUCUGACAUUCUCGAUGAACAAGUUCAAGCUGGACACGAAGGUGGGCAUCGCCUGCCUGGUCAUCUAUUUGGUAUUUAUGGUAUUUGCCUCGCUCAUCGAGCUCAAUGUGUUCUUUCGCGUCAAUCUGCCAACCUGCGGACGAUCAUGAGCUGGAGCUGGAGCUGGAGCUGGAGCUGGAGCUGGAGCAGGAGCUGGAACUGGUACUGCAAUUGGAACUGGCACUGGAACUAGAAGCUGGAAACCGGAA